Messenger RNA from Bacillus rossius redtenbacheri, 2780 nucleotides. It is a transcript of the gene Top3beta, whose product is annotated as DNA topoisomerase 3-beta-1. Bases 178 to 2736 code for a protein of 852 amino acids. Gene Ontology annotation, biological process: DNA topological change. Gene Ontology annotation, molecular function: DNA topoisomerase type I (single strand cut, ATP-independent) activity; DNA binding. Lineage: Eukaryota; Metazoa; Arthropoda; Insecta; Phasmatodea; Bacillidae. The record is from RefSeq and is a predicted model, not a curated record. The transcript is spliced from 14 exons. Gene Ontology annotation, cellular component: nucleus.
UGUUUUCAAAAGGGAGCAAUGUUUAUAAAUACGACCAUAAUUCGGAAGGUGUGUCAUGUCCACCCGGUCGUUGCACUCCGUUCGAUCUAUUAAAGUUUUUUUUAUUUAUGAUUUAAUCGUUGGCUAAUGAGCCUCUUCUUUACCCAAUAAGUUGUGCCCCUUGUUUAAUACAUCGCAAUGAAGACAGCUUUGAUGGUUGCGGAAAAGCCUUCCCUGGCUGCGUCGCUAGCAUCAAUUUUAAGCAAUGGAAAGAGUGCAUCUAGAAAAGGUUUGGUUGGGAAUUGUUCUGUGCAUGAGUGGUCGGGAACCUUGCAUAACGAAACUGUCCAUUUCAAGAUGACUUCAGUGUGUGGGCACGUCAUGACGUUGGAUUUUAUUUGGAAGUACAACAAUUGGGAUCGUGUUGAUCCGGUGGAACUGUUCUCGUGCCCCACCGAGAAGAAGGAGGCGGUGCCGAAGCUGAAGAUGCCGGCCUUCCUCGCCCAGGAGGCAAAAGGGUGCGACUACUUGGUCCUCUGGCUGGACUGUGACAAGGAAGGUGAAAACAUUUGCUAUGAAGUCAUCAAUGCGGUCCAGAACACUAUGAAAAGAAGCGUUCAGAAUCCAGAUGUAGUGUUCAGAGCACAUUUCUCUGCCAUCACUGAUAAAGACAUCAAAGCAGCCCUUGCCAACCUCGGCAAACCCAAUGAGAAUGAAGCUCGAAGUGUGGACGCGCGGCAGGAGUUGGAUCUGAGGAUUGGGUGUGCCUUCACGAGAUUCCAAACAAAGUUCUUUCAGGGGAAAUAUGGCAACUUGGAUGCAUCUCUCAUCUCGUACGGUCCAUGCCAGACUCCAACCUUGGGCUUCUGUGUCCAGAGACAUGACGAAAUACAGACCUUCAAGCCGGAGACUUACUGGGUGUUGCAGAUGAUCGUGCACACGAGCGAAGGUCGGGAAGUGAACUUGGACUGGGAACGAGUCAGGUGCUUCGAGAAGGACAUUGCCACGAUGUUCCUGCUUCAAGUCAAGGAGUUCAAAGAGGCCCUGGUGGAGAGCGUGACGACCAAGGAGAAGGUGAAGGUCCGGCCGCAGGCGCUGAACACGGUGGAGCUGAUGCGGGUGGCCAGCUCGGGCCUCGGGAUGGGGCCCCACCACGCCAUGCAAGUGGCGGAGAAGCUCUACACCCAGGGCUACAUCAGCUACCCCCGCACCGAGACCACGCACUACCCGGAGAACUUCGACCUGCUGAGCGUGCUGCGGCACCAACAGCACAGCCCCGAGUGGGGCGCCGAGGUGCGCGAGAUCCUGGCGGAGGGCAUCAACAAGCCCAGGAAGGGCAAGGACGUGGGCGACCACCCGCCCAUCACGCCCAUGAAGCCGGCCUCUCGCGCCGAACUGGACGGGGACGCCUGGAAGAUCUACGACUACAUAGCCCGCCACUUCAUCGCCACGCUGUCACGAGACUGCACGUACCUGAGUACGACCGCCACGUUCAAAGUGGGUGUCGAGACGUUCUCUUGCACGGGUAAGGUGCUGUUGGACCCGGGAUACACCACCGUCAUGCACUGGCAAGCGUUUGGGAAGAACGAAUCUGUCCCGACAUUCACCCCAGGGGAGCUGGCCAACAUCAAAGAUGCAAAGCUGGUGGAGUGUCAGACCUGCCCUCCCGACUAUCUGUCCGAGGCAGAACUCAUCACGCUGAUGGAAAAGCACGGUAUUGGCACCGAUGCUUCCAUACCGGUGCACAUCAACAACAUCUGCCAGAGGAAUUACGUUACGAUUGUGUCCGGGCGCCGGCUGGAGCCUACCCCUCUGGGCAUAGUUCUGGUGCAUGGCUAUCAGAAGAUAGACCCCGAGCUGGUGCUGCCCACCAUGCGGUCGGCCGUGGAGGAGCAGCUCAGCCUGAUCGCCCACGGGGAGGCCAACUUCUCGGCCGUCCUCCAGCACACCGUCGAGAUAUUCAAGCAGAAGUUCCAGUACUUCGUGAAGAACAUCGAGGGCAUGGACCAGCUGUUCGAGGUCACCUUCUCGCCGCUCGCCGCGUCGGGCAAGGCGCAUUCCAGGUGCGGCAAGUGUCGGCGCUACAUGAAGUACAUCCAGACGAAGCCAUCGCGCAUGCACUGCUCGACGUGCGACGAGACGUAUAACCUGCCCCAGAACGGGAACAUACGCAUCUACAAGGAGCUCAAGUGUCCCCUGGACGACUUCGAGCUGCUGUCGUGGUCGGCGGGAGCCAAGGGGAAGAGCUUCCCGUUCUGCCCCUACUGCUUCAACCAUCCACCUUUCAGGGACAUGAAGAAGGGCAUGGGCUGCAACAUGUGCACGCACCCCACGUGCCCGCACAGCCUGAACAGCAACGGCGUGUCGAGCUGCCCCGAGUGCGAGGCGGGCGUGCUGGUGCUGGACCCCGCCUCGGGCCCCAAGUGGAAGCUGGGCUGCAACCGCUGCGACGUCAUCAUCCACCUGCUGGAGGAUGCCCAGCGCGUGGCCGUGGAGGAGGGCACGUGUACUUGCGGCGCCCAGACGCUGGCCGCCGAGUACCGCCAGGAGAAGAGCCGCCUGCCCGACGGGGCGACGGAGGCCAGCGGCUGCGUGUUCUGCUCGCCGGUGUUCGCGCCGCUGGUGGAGAAGCAGCGCGCGGUGACGCGGCCCCCGGGCAGCCGGGCCCCGCGCGGCAGGGGCGGGCGCGGUCGUUCCCGCGGCAAGCCCAAGCCGCCCAAGGACAAGAUGGCGCAGCUGGCCGCCUACUUUGUGUAGCUGUCCGCGACGGACGUCGUCGAAUAAAGAAAAUGAGUAGAGUU